CGGGGAUGUAAUCAAACAAAAUCAGUUCAACUCCUAAGUUGACAACAGCAGCUGGUAUCUCAUUCUAGAUUUCCAAAAAUGUUUAAAUACAUUCUAGUCUUGUGUUUGAUUGUUGUGUUAGCUAAUGGCCAACAUGACCAACCUAAACAUCAUCACGGUGAUAACUUACCAGCGGCCCUGAUUAAAGGUUUGGAUCAUGUGAAGAAUCAAGGACAUCACGAUAAUCACGACAGUCAUGGUCACGGGGAUGGACACCAAUCUGGACACCAUGACGAUGGUCAUGGAGAUGGACACCAAUCGGGACACCACAAUGAGGGACAUGGUCAUGAAAACCACAACGAUGGACAUGGUCACCACUCUGAUCACCAUGGCGACAAUCAUGGACACGAUAAUCAUGGCAGCCACGGUCACCACGACGAUGGCCAUGGACAUGGUCAACAAUCUGGACACCAUGACAGCCACGGACAUCAAUCUGGACACAAGGACGAUGGUCAUGGACAUGGUCACCAAUCUGGACACCACGACGAUGGCCAUGGACAUGGUCACCAAUCUGGACAACACGACGAUGGUCAUGGACAAGGUCACCAAUCUGGACAUCACGACGAUGGUCAUGGACAAGGUCACCAAUCUGGACAUCACGACGAUGGCCAUGGACAUGGUCACCAAUCUGGACACCACGACGAUGGUCAUGGACAUGGUCACCAAUCUGGACACCACGACGAUGGCCAUGGACAUGGUCACCAAUCUGGACAUCACGACGAUGGACAAGGUCAUCAAUCUGGACAUCACGAUGAUGGCCAUGGACAUGGUCACCAAUCUGGACAUCACGAUGAUGGUCAUGGACAAGGUCACCAAUCUGGACAUCACGAUGAUGGCCAUGGACAUGGUCACCAAUCUGGACAUCACGACGAUGGUCAUGGACAUGGUCACCAAUCUGGACACCACGAUAAUAACCAAGGUCAUCACUCAGGACAUGAUAAUCAAGGCAGUCAUAGCCACGAUUCUAGUCAUCACGAUGAUGGUCAUGGACAUGGUCACCAAUCCGGACACCACGACGAUGGUCAUGGACACGGCCACCACGACGAUGGCCAUGGACACGGUCACCAAUCUGGACACCACGACGAUGGUCAUGGCCAUGACAAUCAUUAG
Molecule: messenger RNA, 1149 nt
Organism: Stomoxys calcitrans (stable fly)
Lineage: Eukaryota; Metazoa; Arthropoda; Insecta; Diptera; Muscidae
Product: histidine-rich glycoprotein-like
Exons: 2
Coding region: 79-1149 (356 amino acids)
Source: RefSeq, a predicted model, not a curated record